AUGUAUCAUGAUAUCAAUACUAUUUUAAAAGAAGGUUGCACUCUACUUUUAAUUGCUGCAUCAUAUUAUGAAGAAGAACUUAUUAAAUACCUUUUGGAUCGUGGAGCUGAUGCUACUAUACAUAAUUAUGAUGGAUAUACACCAUUAAUGGCAUUAUGUGAAAGUGCAAAAAUGAGAGAUUAUUCAAAUUGUUCAUCUCUGUUAAUUGAAGUAUCAAAUGUAGAUGCAACUGAUAACCGAAAAAUGACAGCUUUAAUGUACGCAUGUAAAAAAGGAAAAAUAGAACUUGUAAAGCAACUGAUAAAACAUACCAAAAAUAUUAAUGCUGAAGAUAUACGAGGUUGUACUGCUUUAUUUCAUGCUGUCCUAAGCGAAAAAAUUGAAGUAGUAAAAUUACUUGUGGACAAUAAAGCUGAUACCGCAAUUAUGAAUAAUGAGAAUCGUACUGCUGAAAAAGUGGCCGAUUCAAAAGGAUAUCACCAGAUCUCAUCAUUUUUAUCCAACGAAAUUGAUAAUCCAUUGAAUUACAAAAUACUUUCAAAUCUUAAUUGGAGAUAUCAAUUUCACAGAUUAUUUUCUAUGGAAGAUCACUGUGUGAACUAUGAUAUAUAUGAUUAUUUGAAUCAAUUGAAUCUAAAGUGUUAUGUGACGUUUUUCAGAAAAAUGAAGUUACAGAUAUUUUUACAGUUAACUGAAGAAGAUCUCAUAAAUUUAAAAAUGAAUAUUAGUGUCCAUAGAAAUCGAUUUUUAGAAUUUUUAAAUCAAUUUCAUUGUAAACCAUGGGACAAGAUGUCCCUACAUUUAAAUUUAUAUGGUUCUCCUUACACGUAUGUUUAA
Molecule: messenger RNA, 837 nt
Organism: Vespa mandarinia (Asian giant hornet)
Lineage: Eukaryota; Metazoa; Arthropoda; Insecta; Hymenoptera; Vespidae
Cellular component (GO): pi-body
Molecular function (GO): protein binding
Source: RefSeq, a predicted model, not a curated record